Messenger RNA from Cavia porcellus (domestic guinea pig), 2809 nucleotides. It is a transcript of the gene Rufy1, whose product is annotated as RUN and FYVE domain containing 1. Bases 345 to 2429 code for a protein of 694 amino acids. The transcript has 18 exons. Gene Ontology annotation, molecular function: metal ion binding. NCBI's taxonomy places the organism in Eukaryota, Metazoa, Chordata, Mammalia, Rodentia, Caviidae. Gene Ontology annotation, biological process: regulation of endocytosis; protein transport. The record is from RefSeq and is a predicted model, not a curated record. Gene Ontology annotation, cellular component: cytoplasm; intracellular membrane-bounded organelle.
UGCGCUCCUACUGCUCAGGUCGGUUCCGAACCAGUGUGCAAAACACCACGAAGUAAACAAUAUUAGAUGGGACACAGGAACAACUAGACACGCGAAGGUACAGGGCCGUAAGCGCUCCGGCCGCGAGCAGAGAUCCUGGGAGACAGUUAAAGGCAAGCACCAACAGCCCCCACCCGCGCCUGGGGGAACCCGGGCGCCCACCGCUCUGCGCGCUCCGCAGCGCCGGGAGGAGAGAGGCGGGCGGGCAGUGGAGGGAGACCGCCGGCGAAGAGGCAGGCGUGAAGCCGCCCGCCCGCGCCGCCCCUGCGCCCGCCCGCACCGCCCCGGCACGUGACGCGGCCAACAUGGCCGACGGGGAGGACGGCGGCCCGGCGGGGCCGGCGCCGGGCGAGGACUUUGAGAUCGUCGAGCGCAGCCAGCUGCCGAGCCCGGGCGAGCUGCGGAGCGCGGCGAGGCCCCGCGCGGCGCCCGAGUGGUCGGCACCCAUCCUGACGCUGGCGCGCAGGGCCACCGGGAGCCUGACGGCGAGCUGCGGGAGCGCGCUGCGCGCGGCCGCGGGGCUGAGCGGCGGGGACGGCGGCGGCGGAGGAGCAGACGGCGCGGCGCGCGCAGCUUCCAGAAGCCAGAUGAUGGAGGAGCGCACCAAUCUGAUGCAUAUGAUGAAACUCAGCAUCAAAGUCCUGCUCCAGUCGGCCCUGAGCCUGGGCCGCAGCCUGGAUGCGGACCACGCCCCCUUGCAGCAGUUCUUCGUGGUGAUGGAGCACUGCCUCAAACACGGGCUGAAAGUUAAGAAGAGUUUUAUUGGCCAAAAUAAGUCUUUCUUUGGUCCUUUGGAGCUGGUGGAGAAACUUUGUCCAGAAGCCUCAGAUAUAGCUACUAGUGUCAGAAAUCUGCCAGAAUUAAAGACGGCGGUGGGGAGAGGCCGAGCGUGGCUCUAUCUUGCCCUCAUGCAAAAAAAGCUGGCAGAUUAUCUGAAGGUGCUGAUAGACAAUAAGCAUCUCUUAAGCGAGUUCUACGAGCCCGAGGCGCUGCUGAUGGAGGAAGAAGGGGCGGUGCUGGUUGGGCUGCUGGUGGGACUCAAUGUUCUGGAUGCCAACCUCUGUCUCAAAGGAGAAGACUUGGACUCCCAGGUUGGCGUAAUCGAUUUCUCCCUCUACCUUAAGGAUGUGCAGGAUCUUAAUGGUGGCAAAGAGCACGAAAGAAUUACCGAUGUCCUUGAUCAAAAAAAUUACGUGGAAGAACUCAACCGGCACUUAAGCUGCACAGUUGGGGAUCUUCAGACCAAGAUAGAUGGCCUGGAAAAGAUGAAUUCAAAGCUUCAAGAAGAGCUUUCAGCUGCAACAGGCCGGAUUUGUUCGCUUCAGGAAGAGCAGCAGCAGUUAAGAGAGCAGAACGAGUUGAUUCGGCAGAGGAGUGAGAAGAGUGUGGAGAUAACCAAACAGGACACCAGAGUCGAGCUGGAGACUUACAAGCAGAGCCGGCAAGGGCUGGACGAGAUGUACAGCGACGUGUGGAAGCAGCUGAAGGAGGAGAAGAAAGUGCGCCUGGAACUAGAAAAAGAACUGGAGUUACAAAUUGGAAUGAAAACCGAAAUGGAGAUCGCCAUGAAGUUGCUGGAGAAGGACACCCACGAGAAGCAGGACACGCUGGUCGCCCUGCGCCAGCAGCUGGAGGAGGUCAAAGCCAUCAAUCUGCAGAUGUUCCACAAAGUUCAGAAUGCAGAGAGCAGUUUACAGCAGAAGAAUGAAGCCAUCACCUCGUUUGAAGGAAAAGCCAGUCAGGUUCUGUCCAACAUGAAGCAGAUGGAGGAACGGUUACAGCACUCGGAGCGGGCACGGCAGGGCGCGGAGGAGCGGAGCCACAAGCUGCAGCAGGAGCUCGGCGGGAGGGUCGGCGCCCUGCAGCUGCAGCUGGCGCAGCUGCAUGAGCAAUGUUCAAGCUUAGAGAAAGAGCUGAAAUCAGAAAAAGAGCAGAGACAAGCUCUUCAGCGAGAACUGCAGCAUGAGAGGGACACCUCCUUGCUGCUCCGGACGGAGCUGCAGCAGGUGGAAGGGCUGAAGAAGGAGCUUCGGGAGCUCCAGGAGGAGAAGGUGGAGUUACAGAAGGUCUGUGAGGAGCAGGAGCAAGCCCUCCAGGAAAUGGGCCUGCACCUCAGCCAAUCCAAGCUGAAGAUGGAAGACAUAAAGGAAGUGAACAAGGCCCUGAAGGGCCACACCUGGCUGAAGGACGACGAAGCCACCCACUGCAAGCAGUGCGAGAAGGAGUUCUCCAUCUCCCGCAGGAAGCACCACUGCCGGAACUGCGGCCACAUCUUCUGCAACGCCUGCUCGGCUGGUGAGCUAGCCCUGCCCUCCUACCCGAAGCCAGUGCGCGUGUGCGACAGCUGCCACAGCCUCCUGCUGCAGCGCUGCUCCUCCACUGCUCCCUGAGGGGACAGCUCCACGUGUGCCUGGCCGGCCUCCAGUCUCCCUUUCGGGCAGCACCACCGCGUGGACCUGGCUUUGCCUGCCGUGGUGGCCUCUCCAGGCUGCACCGCUCCCGCUGAUUGGUUCCAGCCCUGGCUGUGUCCCGGACGUGACUUCAUGGUUUUGCUACUGUCACUUUCUGCAUCUCAAAGAUGGAGCUUUGCAGCAGGGGAACCAGUCUCCUGCCAGGUUUUCUCCUCCCCCUCCCCGGGGCCACAACUUGUACCUGCACAGUGCUGCAUAGUGCAUCAGCCUCUGGGUGCCCGUGCCUCAUUCAGCAAGACCAGAUCCUACGUGUUCGUGUGCCCCAGGCCCUGAAAUAAAUUCCUGUUUUUUCACUGUAA